Molecule: messenger RNA, 1332 nt
Organism: Nannochloropsis gaditana CCMP526
Gene: SERC
Product: phosphoserine aminotransferase
Exons: 1
Coding region: 1-1332 (443 amino acids)
Biological process (GO): L-serine biosynthetic process
Cellular component (GO): peroxisome
Molecular function (GO): L-serine:pyruvate transaminase activity; L-alanine:glyoxylate transaminase activity; O-phospho-L-serine:2-oxoglutarate transaminase activity
Source: RefSeq, a predicted model, not a curated record
AUGGUCCUUUCGCACCGACCAUUAUCAGAGCCAUGGAUCAAAAACUGGUUCAUCACAGCAGCACUAUUAAUCGCCUUCUUGUAUUGUGCUGAGGCUUACGUCCCUGUGGGUCCUCCUGCUAUGCCGAAACCAUCCAGCCCUCAUUUUAGCUCUGGUCCUACCAAAAAGCGUCCGGGCUACGACCUUGCGAAACUUCCCAUCGAUACUCUGGGUCGUUCACACCGCUCUAGUGAAUGCCUGGGACGUAUACAACGCGCGUUGGAGCUGACGAGGGACAUUUUGGGUAUCCCUGGAGAAUUUCGACUGGCGUUGUUGCCUGGGGGGGGGGACACAGGGGCUUUCGAAGCCGCGCUGUGGUCUUUGGUGGGCACGAAGGGAGUCCCCGUCCAAGCUUUGGUCUGGGAAGCAUUCGGUCAAGGUUGGUACGACGACUUGACGACUCAAUUAAAAGUGGAGGAGGUGGAGCUGGUCUCGGCGCCCUAUGGAGAGCUCCCGGACUUGUCCCAAGUGAGCGCGGGAGAGAACGACGUCUGUUUUGUUUACAACGGGACCACCAGUGGCGUCUGUCUUCCUGACGAUGGAGCACCCUGGAUCCCUCCUUCUGGUGCAGGAAAGGGUCGUGGCCUAACUUUGUGCGAUGCUACGUCGGCGUGUUUUUGCAUGCCGUUGCCCUGGGAAAAAUUGGACGUAACCACUUUCUCGUGGCAGAAGGCUUUAGGGGGGGAAGGAGCGCACGGAAUACUGGUGCUCUCUCCGCGGGCUCUGGCACGUUUGGAGGAAAACGGUCGUUCUGGGCUUCUGGCCGCAAGAGGGAUCCCGAAGCUUCUCCGCCUUGCCCCCGAUCCCUCCACCGGCACCGUGCCCGAAGGUCUGUGGACCGGCUCCACGAUCAACACGCCUUCCAUGCUUUGCGUGGAGGAUUACUUGGAUGCCCUGCAAUGGGCGCAGGAAAAAGGCGGCCUGCCGGCUUUGAUUGCCCGGACUCGGGCGAAUCUCGAGGCGGUGGAGGCAUUCGUGGCGAAGAAGCCCUGGCUCUCUUUCUUGGCCUCGAAUCCUCGCAUCCGAUCAUCCACGAGCAUAUGCUUGAGGAUAGAGGGAUUGGAGGAGGCAGGAAGCACUGCAAGGGGAGGAGGCUCACAGGUAAGACACAGACUGAAGGAGAUGGCUGCGUUGAUGGAGAGGGAGGGCGUCGCGUACGACAUCGCCUCCUACCGUGAAGCACCCCCCGGACUGCGGAUAUGGGGGGGACCGACCGUCGAGACGGAAGAUAUCCGAAGAUUGUUGCCAUGGAUCGAAUGGGCAUACGACCGUGUAAAAACAACUAGCGGCUGA